Messenger RNA from Epinephelus moara (kelp grouper), 4325 nucleotides. Its product is annotated as ADP-ribosylation factor-binding protein GGA3-like. The record is from RefSeq and is a predicted model, not a curated record. The transcript has 17 exons. The coding region runs from base 34 to 2349 and encodes 771 amino acids. Gene Ontology annotation, cellular component: trans-Golgi network. NCBI's taxonomy places the organism in Eukaryota, Metazoa, Chordata, Actinopteri, Perciformes, Serranidae. Gene Ontology annotation, molecular function: phosphatidylinositol binding; small GTPase binding; ubiquitin binding. Gene Ontology annotation, biological process: vesicle-mediated transport; intracellular protein transport.
GUCACGCGUUGUUUGCCUUCUUAAAGUGCAAAUAUGGCGGACGAUGGAGAAUCGCUGGAGUCCUGGCUUAACAAAGCCACCAACCCCUCCAACAGACAGGAAGACUGGGAGUAUAUAAUGGGAUUCUGUGACCAAAUCAAUAAGGAGCUAGAAGGCCCACAAAUAUCCGUUAGACUGUUGGCUCACAAGAUCCAGUCCCCUCAGGAAUGGGAGGCGAUGCAAGCAUUAAUGGUUCUUGAAGCGUGUAUGAAGAAUUGCGGGCGACGGUUUCACAAUGAAGUUGGGAAAUUUAGGUUUUUAAAUGAAUUAAUUAAGGUGGUUUCACCUAAGUAUCUAGGAGACAAAGUGUCAGAAAAAGUGAAGACUAAAGUGAUUGAGAUGCUGUACAGUUGGACUGUGUCUCUACCAGAUGAAGCAAAGAUCUUUGAAGCGUAUGAGAUGCUGAAGUCACAGGGUAUCGUUGUAACUGACCCAGAAAUCCCUCUUGAUGCGACAUUAAUACCAUCGCCCUCUCCACGACCCAAGAAUCCUGUGUUUGAUGACGAGAAGAAGAGCAAGAGAUUGGCAGAGCUGCUGAAGAGCAAAAAGCCAGAAGAUCUGCAAGAGGCCAAUCGGCUCAUCAAGAACAUGGUCAAGGAGGAUGAGGUGAGAACACAGAAAGCGACAAAGCAAAAAAGCACACUGGAGGCAGUCAACAACAGCGUGAAACUCCUUAACGAGAUGCUGACUCACUUCAGCCCGGAAGACUCCACGGAUGGAGACAAGGAGCUCAUUAGGGAGCUGUAUGGUGAUUGCGACAAGCUCAGGCAAACAGUGUUCCAGCUUGCAACAGAGACCGAGGAUAAUGACAGCAGCUUGGGAGACAUCCUGCAGGCCAGCGAUGACCUCUCCCAUGUCAUUAAUUCCUAUAAGAAGAUUGUGGAAGGACAGAUCAUUAAUGGAGAGACUGAAGAGGCACAACAAAUACAAUCAUCGGUCAGACAAGGUCACAUGAACCAGUCAGAGAUUCUUAUUGACCUGGUGGGUUUGGACACUCAGAGCGUCUCUCUACCAGAGCAUCAACCCCCAUCUUCUCUGUCUAUUCCUGCUGACCUGCUGUGUGGGUCCGCUGUCACUGACCCUCAGUCCCCGAGUCCCAGUGCACCAUCUGCAGCACUCUCUCUGCUGGAUGAAGAGCUACUAUCUUUAGGCCUCAACGAUCCCGCUCCUGUUCCAAGUAAAUCAACACAUGUAAACCCGAGCAAUCAUUUGCCAUCUUUACAGGAUUCCAGUCAAGAUUUGGGUCUUUUUGACAUCACUUUGGCUCCUGCGUUUUCCACAUCUUCACUUCUUCCAGACGCCCUUUCUGUAUCAGGUGCCCCAGAUAAUCCAGCCAAGUCUUCUAUGACUGCCUCUGCCUUAAUCUUCCCCGGCCCCAUCUUCUCCGCACCUCCGGUUUCUACAGUAUCUGUGUCAACGACGUCAGCCAUAUUCCCGCAGCCCCUCAGCUCAGUAUUGACCACCAUGACCCCAGCUGCUCUUCCUCAGUCAUUCAGCAUGGCCUCGCCUGCUAUCUCAGCCACCCCUGUCAGUACACAACAGGUCUCCACUGGAGUGUCCCACAUGACUUCAACUUCUCUCAGUCACAACCUGCAAGACCUUGCCUUGCUGGAUCUGGGCAGUCCUAAAAAUAUACCAGGUGGGGUUGACUCUGGCAGCUGUCUGGUCAAGAGUGAGGAUCUACUCGCUCCUCCUGCCCUCUCUGUCGGUCUCGAGGUCACCUCCACCACUUCCACCUCACUUCUCCUCGGAGGGAUACAAGGAGGGUCGACUCCCCCACCUGCCAAGAGUCAGGCAGAUGACAGCCCUCUGUUACGUUCUCUGUCCCCCAUCCUCCCUCUGAGCCAGGCCAGUCCAGGCAAGGGACAAGAAGUGUCCCUGGCCAAUGUCUUUGUUCCUUUGGAUGCCAUCAAGCCAAGUCAAGUGUGUCCUGUGACAGCAUAUGACAAAAACGGCGUCCGAGUUCUGCUGCAUUUCGCCACCGACUGUCCGGCAGGCAGACCUGAUGUACUUGUGAUGGUGGCAUCCAUGCUUAACACAGCCCCGCUGCCUGUCAGGAACAUUGCUCUGCAGGCUGCUGUGCCCAAGACGAUGAAAGUGAGACUGCAAGCACCCUCGGGGACAGAGCUGGCUCCUUUUAACCCGAUCCUUCCUCCUGCUGCCAUCACUCAGGUCAUGCUGCUUGCCAAUCCUCUCAAGGAAAAGGUUCGGAUGAGAUACAAGCUGACAUUCACGCUGGGAGAGCAGCCACACACAGAAGUGGGGGAGGUGAAUGAGUUCCCGCCUGCUGACAGAUGGGGGGCUCUAUAGCUGUGCAAACCGACACUACAAGACUCCAUCAACAAUUAAGUUUGUCAGUGCAGCUCAGAGAUCAAGAGGAAGGGCAGUAUUGGUAGACUUUUAUGGAAACUUUGAAGAAUAUAACAUAAAAUUUAAUGGACCUUGAAGGAGUUUUUCUGCUUGCGAUGGCCCACUGAAGUAGCCAAAGUCCCGUAGGGUGCAUUCAACUUUAGUUUUAUGACAGUGCCAGAGGUAGUUAGUGUGGUGCAGUAAUAAAUGAUGUGAAGUGGUUGAAUGUGGAUGAUGGUUAUGUGGGAAAAUCAUUUGCUAAUGUUAAAUAAUAACUCAUUAUCAGGUUUUUACUAUUAUUAUACUGUCCUCCAGUGCCAGGCAGUUUUAAUAAAGAGCAGAAACACAUGUUGAAGGAGAGUAUGAAGCCAGGGUCAUAUGAACGUGUGACCACAACCUGCAUUUCAUGUGAUUUGCUGCCAACUAUAUAUGAUGACAAUGUUUGACACUAAGAACAUUGGACUGGAGCAGACAAGAGCCUCUCUGUUGCUAAAUAAAAGGCACCCGCACAUUGGCCAUGGAGGCAAAUAAAAGACAUAUGUGUUUGAUAUUUAACAGCUGUUAAAUACUUAAUGUUUAUAUUUAAACAACCCUGAAUUCAUAGCAUUGGCAUUUUACUUUUAAUACCAUUUGACUGAAUUUCAAAGAGAUAAAUUAAUAAGUGAUGAAUUCAGAUGCAUGGUUUUCAAAGUAAAAUUCUGAAAUGCUAUUAAUACAGUGGUGUUUAAGUUUCAAUAUUACGUAUUCAAUGACCUUUAAAAUUCAAAUACUUACAUCUCUUAUUUGCAUCCAUAAUUGCUCAGUAAGAAUUAUUGACCUUCUUUCACAGCCACUACUAAAUACUUUCACUUGUCCUCUGAGUUCUACGUACUGUAACACAUAGCUCAGACUCUUGGUAUGCUUUUUUUUUUGUUUUUCAGUAUUUAUUGACAUGAAUGUAUUAUUUAUUUUGGUUUUUGGGAAGAAGGUAUCAGAUCCGUUAAUUUCCUGUUUGGUGUUUAAAUCAACCGUUGUUAUCUUUCUGCGCACUCUUCUUAUGAUAGACUCUUACAGUAUUGCAGUAAGAUAGGCACAAAUCAGUCCAGUGUUACCAAAUAUUCAGACAGACACUGUAAAGUUACCAAAUAUGCAGACAGACAUUUUAUAAUGUUACAUUAUGUAGCAACAGGGUGGAUUCUGAUUAAUUACACAUGCUGUUACCUGCCCAGACUGUGCACCCUGGAUAACAUUUUAGUGUAAAGAUGUAAUUCCUGCAGAAUGAGACAGCAGCCUUGUGCCAGAGACAUUAGCCCCAUUUACUUGGUAGGUGCAACAUGAGCGGAUAAGGGCAAGGAUCACAAUAAGUGGAUAUGCUUUAGGAACAGCUGACCAGCUGAUAUUUAAUCUCUGGAGACAGAAAGUAUUAUUGUUGGACUUUAAUUAAAUGCCAUGCACAGCUUUGCCCUCACUCCUGCUGUUGGACAGUGUUGCAGACAUCAGGUUAGUAGGGGUAAAGACAUUUACCCUGGGUCAACAGUAAACGUUUAGCUUGUGUGGGAGUUUCCUAUGUCAAAUCAGGAAAACACUACUUUGACAAAAUCUUGAGAAAAUACUGUAUAUCAAUAGUAAAAACUUGAUGGUUGAUUCAAAGCAUUAGGCUUACCAUGUCUUCAUCAAAAACUGUGACUUCUUUAUUUUUGUCUUUCUGGGGCUAUUAGUGCUAUAUAGGAGAAUCUCUACAUAUUUCUUAUAAAACUAUUUAUUUGUCUUAGAUUGUUAAAUGAAGUUGUCAUUGUAUAUUUUUUGAAAAGCUAUUUCUGUGCAUGGAAAAAUAAAGAAUGAGGUUGAUCUAUUUGUAUUACAAUUUCCACAUAUUUUGCCUUAUUAUUUAGUGUCAAAGGACCAGUAUCAGUGUGGUAGUGUAGCAUAUUAACCACAAUAUCGUUGAGGUGCAUUUU